GCUGUGGAUGGUCUGACAGGCUUCUGCACUAACAAUCCAGUCGCGUGUGCUCGCUGGGAAACAUCCAUAAAUUGAGUUUGGUUUGGAAAGGUGGGGAGGAGGGUCAAUGCCGAGAGCCAUUUAUAGACAAAACGAGCAGGGAGAGAGAAAGAGCAUACAAAACUUGACAUAUCCUUUUCAGUGUCUACAAACGUGCAAGUACAGCCUGGAGUGCACGAACAGAAAAACGCUAAAUUAUAGCACCACUGACGCUUUGGAAGAGAAAGUAACAUUGAAGAAAACCAGACACAUGCUAUUGCUAUAAAUAACAGUACAUAAGACAGUGUGCAAUGGCUCCAUCACUCUCGCAGGCCUACAGGAGGCGCUGGUGGAUGGCCAUCACGUCUAUCAUAGAAAACCUGCUCUUUUCUGCUGUAUUGUUGGGAUGGGGCUCCCUUCUUAUCAUGUUAAAGAAUGAGGGCUUCUACUCACACUUGUGUACAGAGAAUGUCACAGAGGCUCACACUAAUGUGAGUUCAACGGAACAGACUGUUUGGCCGAGCUGUGUUGAGCAGGAGGAGAUUCUGAAUCUGGGCUUUACGAUUGGCUCGUUUAUCAUCAGCGCCGCCACUCUACCACUAGGCAUCCUGAUGGACAAGUUCGGACCACGUCCAAUCAGAUUAUUUGGCAGUUCAUGUUUUGCAUUUUCCAUGGCUUUGAUUGCAGUAGCAUCUUAUGAUCCAAAAGUGUUAUCAGCUCUCAUAUUUAUUGCUGUUUCCAUGAAUGGGUUCGGAGGAAUCUGUCUAACAUUCACUUCACUAACAUUGCCAAAUAUGUUUGGAAAUGUGCGGUCUACGAUUCUAUCACUCAUGAUUGGCUCCUACGCCUCCUCUGCUGUCACCUUUCCAGGAGUCAAGCUGAUCUAUGAUGUGGGCGUCUCAUUUUCUGUGAUCUUCUGGCUAUGGGCAGGGUUCGCCUUCCUCGUCUUCCUCAACUGCUUUAUUAAUUGGCCGGCAGAAUCUUUUCCUGGCCCUGAAGACAUCAGAUACACUGCAAUGGUGAAGCUGAGAGGUGAAGUAGAGGACCAAAAGAUGACUGAAGAAAGUUAUUUCACUCAGGAAACUCUUAAAGUGCAAGAGGUGACCAAAAAACACCCUUCCACUGAUGAAACACCCAGUGAUGGAACAAUUGCACAGAGCCAGGGGACAACAGGUUCCCCUCCCUUUUAUCGUUCUGUGUGCUCACCUAUUUUCCUGUGGAGCAUCAUCACAAUGGCGAUGACCCAGCUCCGUCUCAUAUUUUUCAUGGGUGCCAUGAAUAAGAUGUUGGAGUUCCUGGUUACCCAUGGUGACCCUAAUGCCUCGGAGGAGUUGGUGAAGGAGGCAGAGGAGAAUGUGAGUCUCUACUCGUCCAUCUUUGGCACUCUUCAACUGCUCUGCCUGGUCUCCUGUCCUCUGAUUGGCUACAUCAUGGACUGGAGAAUGAAGGAGUGUGAGGAUGUGGUGAAUUCAGCAGAGGGAGAAAAAAGUCACUCUGGGCCUCCAAAGAGAGACAGAAAGAUCCAGAAACUUACCAACGCCAUCAGAGCUUUCAUUCUAACUAACACUCUGCUAGUCAUCUUCGGCAUCAUCUCUCUAAUAGACAAUCUACCCAUACAGGUGGUGUCUUUUGUUCUUCACACUGCAGUUCGAGGUUUUAUUCAUUCCUGCUGUGGUGGGCUCUAUGCUGCUGUCUACCCAACCAAUCACUUUGGCACUCUGACGGGUUUGCAGUCCAUGAUCAGUGCUGUGUUUGCCCUUCUUCAACAACCACUCUUCAUGUUGAUGGUGGGACCACUGAAGGGUGAUCCUUACUGGAUCAACUUGGGCCUGCUUGUGUUCUCACUGGUUGGAUUCCUGCUGCCAGGAUAUCUCUUCUACCACCGGAGACACAUUACAAAGGAGAAGACAGCGCGUGAUAGUCUGUCAAUAAGCCAGUCAGUGCAGGAGAGCAACAGCCUAACCCAAACAAACGAUUCGGCAAAAUAUCAAUUAAAUGGGAAUGUCUGAGGUGGAAAACAUUUCGGAUUAAAAUGUGUGUGAAUCAAAGGCCUGAUUUUUUUAAAUUAUACUAUCAUGGCACUUCAGAAACUGAAUUACUGGCCUGCAUGUUCAGCCACUGUAGGGACUUGACAAGUACAAAACAGUGUUAAAAACAAACAAAUGUGCAAUUAAAGCAUCAGCUAAGGCUUUAACUGUGUGACUGGGCAGGAUGUAUUUUAAAGGCUUUUAUUAUCAAACAGAAAAAUGUUUUACCAUGGCCUAUAGUAUAAAUUUUGCAGUUUGACGCUUUGAAAUGUCCAUUAAAAUGGUAGGGGGGUUAAAUAUCAUCAAAAGUUUCCAUGAGCACCUUCUGCCUCAUCACUUUUGUCAGUAUGAAAUCAAAAUUCACUCAAUUUACUUUCUUAAAAAGAUAGUUCACCCCAAAAUGAAACUUGCCCCAUGAUUUAUUCACCCUCAAGCCAUCCUAGGUGUGUAUGACUGUCUUCUUUCAGACAAAUACAAUCAGAGUUAUAUUAAAAAAUGUCCUGGUUUUUCCAAGCUUUAUAAUGGCAGUGAAUGGCUGUUGAGAUUUUGAAGUCCGAUAAAGUGCAUCCAUCCAUCAUAACAAGUACUCCACACAGCUCCAGGGUGUUAAUAAACACCUUCUGAAGUGAAUUUAUGUGUUUGUAUAAGAAAAAUGAAGAGAGAUGAGAGCAAAAAAAAAAACAGGUCACAGAUUAAAAGUACAAGUCCUUCGUUGUAAACAAAACUCAAAAUUCACUGCCAUUAUAAAGCUAGGAUAUUUUUUAAUGUAACUCCUUUUGUAUUCAUCUGAAAGAAGAAAGUCAUAUUCACUUAGAAUGGCUUGAGGGUGAGUAAAUCAUUGGGUAAUUUUCAUUUUUGGGUGAACUAUCCCUUUAAUGCAUUCGCAGUGUUAUUGUGCACAAUUUAUCAGUGCACUUUAUACCAAAGACAAAUAUUUUGUUCAUAAUCUUUCAUUAUCUUUUUGUAUCUCGAACAAAAAGCCUCUUUGAAAAUCUGCGCUAGAAGUUUUAGGAGUGUAGCUCACAAUUGACUGUAAACUUAAAUUCUACCAUGUUAUGAACUUUAUGUAUGUAUGUGCAGGACACAGACAUAUUCAAAUUCACGAGUAUGAAUAGUCUCACAUUUUUAAAUAAUGCUCGCCAUUUAGCAGAAUGUAAAAUAUUUCUGUAACAUCUCCCUUCGAGACUCAGGUAAAUGAGGCAGGGCUUCAUGUAAUGCUCACUUUACCUUGACAUGGAUCAUGUUAAAUUUAUUCCUUUGGUUUUAAGUAAACUUUUUUUUUUCUGAUGGAAAUACAGCUUUACAUGAUGAAUGGUAAAUACAGAUAAUUUGUUUUACUGCAGAGGCCAGUUUUGCACUAUAUACUUUGUUUCAAAAGUAUUGUUACAGAACUGUAAUCAUGUUAUCAAUGAUUCUACUGAUUUUUCAACAUGAUGGUGCUUGUACUGUGCUAAUAUCUGUAAAUAUAUCUGUAAAGAAAUCAAAUAAAUACAAAGAUUUUCUCACAAA
Molecule: messenger RNA, 3554 nt
Organism: Labeo rohita (rohu)
Lineage: Eukaryota; Metazoa; Chordata; Actinopteri; Cypriniformes; Cyprinidae
Gene: slc43a1b
Product: solute carrier family 43 member 1b
Exons: 15
Coding region: 330-2027 (565 amino acids)
Biological process (GO): neutral amino acid transport; transmembrane transport
Molecular function (GO): neutral L-amino acid transmembrane transporter activity; L-amino acid transmembrane transporter activity
Source: RefSeq, a predicted model, not a curated record